Messenger RNA from Hypoxylon fragiforme, 1485 nucleotides. Its product is annotated as manganese and iron superoxide dismutase. The coding region runs from base 157 to 1086 and encodes 309 amino acids. The record is from RefSeq and is a predicted model, not a curated record. Lineage: Eukaryota; Fungi; Ascomycota; Sordariomycetes; Xylariales; Hypoxylaceae. Gene Ontology annotation, molecular function: superoxide dismutase activity; metal ion binding. Gene Ontology annotation, biological process: superoxide metabolic process. The transcript has 3 exons.
GCAGCCCUGUAAAGUGAAAGCUUUGAGAAAGCGCCAUGUAAAUUCAUUCCCCCAUGUGCACUUAACUAAGGUUGUUAACGAAGCUUGCAACAUCGCAACUUCGCUACUUCGCACCAGCUACUCCUACAUAGUAGUAGCUUUCUUCAUACCACAACCAUGUUACGGUCAAGAUUACGAAUACCGAGAUCGAGUCGGUUAUGGCGUCCCGUCGCACUUUCGUCUCGAUCAUUCCAUGCUGCUCCCUCUCUGAAGCAGUUUAACCCAGAAGAGGGAAUUCCUGGGCUGUUGUCGCCAGGAGGUCUGGACAUGGCAUGGACUCAAUACAUGCAACUCGUAAUAGAGAGGCUCAAUGCAUUGACUGCCGGUACCGAAUUCGAGGAGCAAGAUCCACUAUCCAUCAUCAAAGCGACAGCACGCGAGCCUUCACUGGCACCUAUAUUUAACUAUGCCUCUAUGGCCCACAACAACCAUUUCUUUUUUAAAAAUCUUGCGAACAAGAAGAGCCCGAGUCACCAACAACCAGGAGAGGACGCCGAUGAAAACGAGGCAACGUCUAGAGCAACGAAAAUGUCCGAGACACUAAAAAAAUUACUUGCCAGACAGUUCAGCUCUAUCGAGACACUUCGCCGCGAGUUCUAUGCCACAGCCAUGGGCAUGUUCGGCCCAGGCUUUGUAUGGCUGGUCAAGAAUGGCCGGUCAUCAGACAUGCGCAUCCUGGUCACGUACUUGGCGGGAACACCUUACACGGCAGGCCACUGGCGUCGUCAGGGUGUCGAUAUGAACACCCACGGUCUUAGUUCCCCGGACACUGUUCAAGCCUGGCUCGAUCGAACCAAGGCCGGCGCUGGCGCGGACACAGGCGGUAGGUUCUUGCAACAAAGCCAAACAGCGCCGGGUGGCACCGACGUCAUCCCAUUACUAUGCUUAAAUACGUGGGAGCAUGUAUGGCUGCGGGACUAUGGUAUCGGUGCGGGCGGCGUGGGAGGCAAGAGACAGUACAUAAUGAACUGGUGGAAUACCAUCGACUGGGCCAUGAUCGAGGAUGAAGCCAGAAUAGGAAUAGCCGGGCCUUCACUCAAAAUCUGAAACACAAGAAAAAGUGUUGAAUGAUGUCCGUUCAGCCGCCGGGGAACUCGGCGUGUAACAUACUCAUACUUGAGAGCCCCUUGUAGAUACAUACAUACCUACCUACCUAGGGAGGGCCAUGUGCUAUAUACCAAAAAAAUGUAACAUGAAAGCAUGAAAAAUGGUGUUGUGUGCAGGUCAUGGGGGUGGGUAUAUGUUGAAUAAGAAUGGCAGGUAAGUGAAUUGGUGUGUGGGUGCAGCCAAGGCUAGGAACAUAGAGUGUCUCGUCUCCCUUGAUUCUGUUGUCACGAGACAAGUUAAUUGCGACUCGCCUAAAUGAGGACGCUCUUGUUCAAGACCGCAAGUUGAGUGAUGGGCGCUUGGAUAAAAUGACCCCUUAUGCAAAGUACACCCACCAUA